AACUUCAUAUAGGAGUAUAUUUUUUGGACUGAUAUUUGCCCCAUCUCCCCUUGUAGUGGUAGACAGCCGGAAUCUCCUUUAUGGAAAUGCUCGACUUUUUUUUAUCAAGGGAAAAUCUUUAUUUACCGAAGUUCCGUAAAUAAAGUUUAUGGAGGUCAAUCUCGAUCAUCUAAAAGAAUUUUGGACGAUUCAGAUUAAAGACAAACUAUUAACGGUAAAAAAUAUUUUUUACUAGUCAAAAAUUAAAAACAGAUGUCAACCGUUGAUUGCUGAAACAAACGGCUGGAAUCGCGUAUUUUUCGUGAACAAGCUAUUCAUGACUGCUCGGUGAAUAAGACAAUCUCUUUUAUCAAUGUUUUCUUGUGGUUGGCUUUGCCUAUAUAUAUAAGAAGGUCUUGUUUUGAUUUCAUUGCAGUUUUUUCCUAGUUUCUGUCUUCUGAUCCCCCAUUUACUUGUUAGUUUCGAGUUAAUUAGUCAAAUUCUCUUUGCUUAUCAAAGAAAAAAGUGUAAAUAGUACGUAGUGUUUCGGACAUGAACGGGACAGAAGAAGUGGCGAAAAGACUCUAUGAAGCCUGCUUGAGUGGGAGUGUCGAAACGUUAAAAGCAUUGAUUGGGAAAGAUCCACUCAUUCUCGACCGAGCUAGCUCGACCGAGUGCUUCUCCAGUGACACCCCCUUGCACGUAGCGGCAUUGCGUGGUCAUUUGGAGUUCACGAAUGCCCUUCUGAGUCGGAAACCAACACUUGCUGCCGAGUUAGACUCGCGACGGUGUACACCCCUCCACUUGGCUUCCACUGAGGGCCACUUCAAGAUUGUACACGAGUUGUUACGGGUGAACCCCGACAUCUGCAUCACUCGUGAUCAAGAUGGUAGAACUCCUUUCCACUUGGCGGUCAUGAAAGGGCGAGUAGAGGUUAUAUACGAACUGCUUGGGGUCAAACCAUAUUCAGUUCAUGACAAAUUAGGUAGAGGGGAGACUGUUUUGCACUUGUCAGUCAAAUACAACAGGCUAGAAGCUUUAAAGACAUUGGUGGAAUAUCUGCUGAGCAAUGACAUGGAAUCUCUCCUCAACUCCAUAGACGAUGAUGGCAAUACCGUCUUGCAUCUUGCUGCAGCCCUCAAACAACUGGAUACCGUAGAAUAUUUGUUGGGAAUAGAAAGUGUCAAAGACCACGCCAAUGACAAGAACCAUAACGGUUUUACAGCUUUGGACGUUGUGGAGCACUGUCCCAACAGAGACUUAAAAACCAUGGAAAUUCGGGAGUUUCUGUUGGAAGCUGGUGUUCAUAGAUCUGUUCCUAAAUCACCUCCCGAUAAUCCUCCUCCUCCUCGUCCUCCUCAACAUUGCUGUAAAGCUGUAGUAAAAUUAAUGCUAUGCAUUGCUUGGUUUUGGAAUAAGUAUAUCAAGCUCGACCGUCUUUGGCUCAAAGAGGUACGCGGCCAUUUAAUAACGGCAGCCACUUUGACUGGAACCAUGGCUUAUCAAUCUAUUUUGAGUCCGCCUGGUGGUUUUUGGCAAGAAACAAAGGAACGCCAAAAUGCCGCUUCGCUUGCCCAUUCUCCUUCCCCGAGUUUCUCAUCUCUUACUUUGGCUGAAGAGCAAACAGCGGGACAAGCCAUCAUGGACACCGCAGACGACUCUUAUGGCGCUUACUUGUUUCUCAACACCAUCGUGUUAGGAGCAUCGUUGAGCACUAUUAUGCUGGCCAUGACUGGAUUCCCAAUGGAAAACAAGUUUUUAACAUGGUUGCUGGUAUUCACUGUGUAUAUCACAAUUUCAUGCAUGGGUGCAGCUUAUGUGAUUGCAAUUACUUUAGUGUCCCCAAAACAAACUCCACCGGAUGUACUUUACGGACUGCUGCUUGCUGGGAUGGGUGUAUGCGCAUUUGUUAUGACGCUUCACUCAUGCCGCUUCUUGGUAUGGCUGGGGAACAAGUUGGUAAAACUCGUUCAAGAAUGUUAUAAAUGUUGCAAACCAACUCGAAGAGCUACCCCCAAUAGUAAGGAUAAUCAAACCGGCAGCCAUAAAUGCGCGGGAAGCUUCUGCUAGCUAGUCUUUGUUGUACUUUGGGAUUCUAUUCGAAGCCGAGGAUUUGUGCUUGUGGGCCUGGAUGAUUGCUGCAGACCGGCGGAUCUGACGUGGUCGCCAAUCUUAAAUAAAGAGUACUAUAAAAUACGCUUGCGUGAGACCCUUUAUUGUGUGACUGUGUGCAGUAUUUGUGAAAUUCAUGUGUGCACUAGCCUAGGGUGUGUAGUAGCAUGAAAGAAGCCAGAUUCUUCUUCUUUGUGUAUUUGUCUGUAUGGUUGUGGGUGCCAUGUAUUUGUUUUACGGUUGUUAAUGAGUAUUCGGUUUGUUGUAUA
Molecule: messenger RNA, 2360 nt
Organism: Rhododendron vialii
Lineage: Eukaryota; Viridiplantae; Streptophyta; Magnoliopsida; Ericales; Ericaceae
Product: ankyrin repeat-containing protein At5g02620-like
Exons: 4
Coding region: 532-2049 (505 amino acids)
Molecular function (GO): protein binding
Source: RefSeq, a predicted model, not a curated record